AUGCCUGUGGUGCGGGACACCUACAAUGGCCGCACAGUUCUUGAGGGGAUGCUACUGCCUCAGGGCCUGGAGGGUGCAGACAUGGAGCACGUAGCGCUCAUGGAGUUUCCCGAUGCUGGGUCCGCCGAGGCUUUUCUUCAUCUGCCGGAGAUGACAGACCUUCAGAAGGCCACAGUAGAGAUGUUCGAGACGAUGCAGCUGCAGCCAAGGCGCACUUGGGAGCUGCGCUGGGCUGCGCUGAAACUGCUUGCCAGGCGACGGCUGGGCCGGGAACCUCCGCCACAGCUGCGGAGCUUCAGCAAGGGCUGGAACCGCCUCCUUGCGCAGCAGGUUGCGCAACAGCCUGCCGCCUCGCUGGCUGCGUUGCACUUCAUCUCGCUCGGAAGCAUGGACUUUAGCCGAGCUCGGCAAGCCGCUGCCGAGGCGCUCUGCGAGGUUUGGCGCUGUGGUGGGCGUCUCCAGUACAUCGCCAGCAAUGAGCGAGAGGCCGGCUGUGUGGAGCUCCUGGUCACGCGCUGGCGCUCGCCUGGGCAGCUUUUGCGCUACCUCCGCACACAGGCCUUGGAUGCAGAUGUGGGUGAGGAUGAGUUGGCCAGCGCCGCCAUUGAGCACAUUCUGAUUUGCCCACAGCCUUUCUGA
Symbiodinium natans is the source of this 639-nucleotide messenger RNA. The record is from the annotation of a GenBank genome assembly. NCBI's taxonomy places the organism in Eukaryota, Dinophyceae, Suessiales, Symbiodiniaceae.